AUGGACAGGGGUACACCAACUUAUGGAGGUCAACGGAGAACCGUUGAGACUUCCCCAUCCACAGAUAUGGGACGUCACUCCCACGUUGCAGCAGGGAUGUUUAAGGAGACGAAGAUGACAGGGGAGGACCCUAAUCAACUCCGUAUGCUAUUGAUGCAAGUGAAGUAUUUGGCAACGCGUAAUCAGCCAGAGUGGAAUGACGAUGAUAAGACGAUGUACUUGAUCAGUCAUUUAGGUGAUAACCCUCAAAGGAGUGCUAUGGCAUACUACUUUAGGAUUGAAUCAGAGCGAGGAUCCCCACCAACAUUUGAAGAGAUGGUAGACAACCUAUCCCUCACCUAUAACCAAGUUGUAUCUCCGGUAGACAAGAUUGUGCAACUUAUUGACGUAGCUGUUGCAAAAAACCAAGACUUUGCUCAAUACGUGCAUGAAUUUCAAUUAACCACCGCGGAGCUUGCCACCAAGGACCUUCAAACCCUUGUGGAUCAGAUGAUGAUGGCUAUAUUCAAGUAUGGAUUGUCCACCGAAGCUAAACAAUUGCUGGCAGUAUGCCCUAAGACACCGAAAAAUUGGCGUAUGAUGGCCGAUGUCAUUCGGGAAAAUCCAGCAACCGUACAAUCGAUGGAUAAAACAGCAACACGUCGUAAGACAUCCACACGCGGAUGGAUCCCAGCAAGCACGAAGGAUAAAUCCAUCAGAAGUAACGAUGGAAAGAAAGAGAAGCGGGAGCGGGAGAAACCUCUGAAAUGCUAUACUUGUAAUGAAGAAGGGCACUUCUCACCUCAGUGUCCCGAAGAAUUACACUUAGCACAACCAAUGAAACCUGCUAAAAUUGAAGAACUAACAACGUCGUUAGAGAAUUUUCAUAUCACAGGUAAUAGGAGUAAACCAGUAAGACUAGCGUCUCAAAUUCAAGAUAAACGAAUAAAAAUCCAUAAAACAGAAAGCAGAGAAUUAGAUGGAGUACAAGUAGCCAUUAAAGGGAUUAGGGGGCUUGUAAUUCCUGCGUUAGAUGAGGGGACGCUUAAACCAGUCAAAGUACUAUUAGACACAGGCGCAUAUCUAUCCCUGGUGACGGACAGCUGCGUUCGUAGGUUAGGGAUAACCACUUUAGAAGUACCAGAGGCAUGGUAUCGUGGGAUAGAUGGAGAUUUGAUAGCCGCCACCACUGGAGUAGAGUUCAGUCUACGUUAUAACAGCAGAACAUACGCAUUUGUAGCGUGUGUCACUCCUUUAGAAUUGGAUGUGGACGUCAUUGUAGGUACAUCAACCAUGGUAUUGAUGCCAGAGUGGAUCGAGGUUGUUACCCAGUUGCUACAGAAUAGGAGUAAUAACUUACAAAGAAUUACGGACGUGAGUGCGAAGCGAUCCAGUGAUGUAACAGGUUGGCCACGGGAGCCUAGAGAUACCGACAGGGUAGAAGAUACCGUAACCGGGAAGGACGAGAUACCUCGGCGCCAGACGGUAAAAGCAGGAGCAGCAGAGCUCAAUACAGUAGAGGCGGAGCCAGAAGUUGUGAGCACACCUUCAGGGAAACAGGUACAACGAGAGCUGUUAGAACAACAGGCGAGCCCAAGAGUAGGCAGUCAAGAAGACUGGUUAAGAUACAAGGCCAGAUCCUCAGGGUCAACUUCUAGUAGCCCACAAGAGUCGGAUUUACCACCCGUAUUAGCAGAAAAGUACAAAGAUACAGUAACAGAUGUAUUGAACAAUGCGCACAUACAGAAAAGACGAGUGUGCCACGAAAUUAGACUUGUGGAAGGAGCAAGACUACCGAAAUUACAGCCCUACAGACAGACAGCUAAAGAGAAGAACAUCACAAGAACAUUAGUGAACGAACUCUUAGAACAGGGAUUUAUCAUACCCUCAACCGCACCCGGUAGCUCACCGAUAGUGCUAGUGAAAAAGAAGGACGGUAGCCACCGAUUACGCAUCAAUUAUAGGGAGUUGAACAAGAUCACAGUACGUGAUCCAUUCCCCUUACCUAGAAUUGACGACCUGUUAGCUUGUAUUGGGGAAGCAAAAGUGUUCAGUACUUUAGAUCUCCAUGGUGGAUACCAUCAGAUUCCUAUGAAGAAAGAAGAUAGGGAGAAAACUGCGUUCAUUACGUCCCAAGGGAAGUUCGAGUACGUAGUGAUGCCAUUCGGAUUAGUAAAUGCUACAAGCACGCUCGCUAGAUAUAUGACGGAAUUGUUCAUAGAACUACCUUUUGUUGCCGUCUACUUAGAUGUUCUUCUAAUCUACUCGAAGGAUGAAGAAGAACACAUAACUCAUCUCGAUAUAGUAUUAGGGAGAUUAAAAGAGCAAGGGCUAAUAGCGAAGAAGAAAAAGUGUCAUUUUAAUGUGAACAAGGUAGAGUUCUUAGGGUAUGAAGUCAGUGAUAUAGGAAUCAAACCUUUAACCCACAAAUGUGAAGCCAUCAAGCUGUUAAAGAUGCCACAAACGGUUAAGCAAACACAACGAUUUUUAGGUCUUGUGAAUUAUUACCGCCGAUUUAUACCUAAUUGUUCAUUAGUUACUAGACCACUACACCGAUUUAUAGCAGGAAAAGAGAAGUGGUCUAAACGACAGACAGAAGCAGUCGAACGCACCAAAGCUCUACUGUCCAGUGAACCAAUUCUGGUGAAGUUUAAGACAUAUGACCCCGAUGCGAAAUAUGUGUUAACCACAGACGCGUCUAAGGAGGGAGUAGGCGGAGUGUUGGAAGAAGUUGAUGAACAUGGGAAGGUAGUAGGUGUCGUGGAGUAUUUCUCCAAAGCAUUCAAUGAUGUGCAGUCGAGAUAUCCUGCUGGAGAAUUACAGUUACUAGGUAUAGUAGAAGCACUGCGGCACUUCAGAUAUUUGUUACAUGGCAGACCGUUUCAGAUUAAAACAGACCGUCUAGGGCUAUUGACAGUGAAGAAUAAAGGUAAACCACACCGAAGAGUAGCACGGUGGUUGGAUGAAUUAGAAGAAUAUGACUUCACAAUCAGUUACGUGAAAGGACCGCAUAAUGUAGUAGCAGAUGUGUUAUCGCGAGACGUACGAAGGUUCUAUAUGGUAGAAGGAGCCAUUAUUAGACCAACAUUAUGGAAAGAGGAUUACAAGGCAGAUCCAUUCUCCAUUGCAGUACUAAAAACCCUAGGUAAGAAAUUCCACCCAGUGAUGGAAGGGAACGACGUACACUUGGUAGCGAAGUACAUGGAGAAGUUGAGGAAGUCCGAGAUCUUCAGACAAAAGGUUUCCAUGGAUGGAUCAGUGAUCUAUUAUGAAAAUAGAAUCAUAGUUCCAAGGAAUAAGGUCCAAGAGGUACUACAGACAUAUCACGAUCACUUCUUGACAGGAGGACAUUUCGGGAUUGAAGCCACGUAUAGUAAGAUCGCACUAUAUUAUUACUGGCCAAAGAUGGCAAGAGAUGUUAAGGAGUAUGUGAAAACAUGCGUGGAUUGUCAGGUUAGGAAGCGUUAUCGCCCGAAUAGCCAGGGGAAGAUCAUGCCACUGCCUAAAGCCACAGAACGGUGGAAAGAAUUAAGCAUGGACUUCUUAUCAGGUAUUCCAAAAUCCAGACAAGGUAAUGACAUGAUUAUGGUCGUAGUAGAUCGAUUUUCGAAGUAUGCAUGGUUUAUCCCAUGUCAGAAAACCAUCAGUGGAGAACAAGUAUUUUACUUAUUAGCAGAUAAUAUCUUUAAAGAGAAGGGUUGUCCGAAUACUGUCGUUAGUGACCGAGAUGUUAGGUACGAGAGUGCAAAGUAUCAAGAACUCAUGGAGGCUUAUGGAAUUAAGUUACUACGCUCAACAGCCGCCCACCCGCAAACGGAUGGACAGACAGAACGGGUGAUGCAACCAUUAACCCGAUUACUAAAACAAUUUGCACAAUCCCCAAAUUGGGAUCAACAUUUAUGGCACGUUCAAUUUGUAUACAAUAGUGCAUACAAUCAAGCCAUCAAAGAUAUCCCAGCGAGAGUAGCAUAUGGUUACGAACCAUACGAACCUUGCGUAGAAGCCGGGGUAGAUAACGGCAAUCAAAGCCUCGACGCAGAUGACCUAGCAUCACUUUUAGAAGCCAUUAAUGCUCGAAUCAAAGACCAAUUAGAAGAGAACCGUAUUCGAAUGGAAGUCGAUAAGAAUGACAAACGACGUGAGGUUACAUUCGAGCCGGGAGAGCUAGUACUCGUGUUGAAGAAGAGGAUACAAGAAGAUAAGUUGUAUCAGAAACUGGCUGAGGAAUAUGCUGGACCAUUCAAGGUACUCGCGAAGAUUAAUGAUAAUGCCUACGAGAUUGAUUUACCACCUCAACUCACGGCACACCGAGUAAUCAACGUACAAUACUUGAAGAAGUAUUAUCCUAGAAAUGAUCGCUAUACUCGAUUACCACCAGAUAGUAGGCUCGAGGCUCGAGAUCGAGUGAACGAAAUCGUAUCAAUAGUAGAUUAUGACAAAGACGAAGAGGUAUAUGAAUGCCAGAUGGAGCAAGUAGACCCGGGCACCGUGGUGUUGUACGACGCAGACGACUUAGAGCUCUUACCACCUACACGGAAGGCCGAACUACUAGAAGACUUUCAGAAACGAUUGCAAGAAGAAGACCUGCCAUCUCCUGGAGACCCAGUGGGGACGUCGAACGCAAGGCGUAGGUCGACGUCCGAAGAGGUGGAGGAGGAUGUCGUAGAUUCAAAUAGAAACCUCGUAGAAACAGCAGCUAGAAAGAAACGUCGGAUCAGAUCUGUAUGGAAAAGUAGGAGUAAUUGCUAG
Messenger RNA from Eremothecium sinecaudum, 4728 nucleotides. Its product is annotated as HGL018Wp. The transcript has a single exon. Gene Ontology annotation, biological process: DNA integration. The record is from RefSeq and is a predicted model, not a curated record. Bases 1 to 4728 code for a protein of 1575 amino acids. Gene Ontology annotation, molecular function: zinc ion binding; nucleic acid binding. NCBI's taxonomy places the organism in Eukaryota, Fungi, Ascomycota, Saccharomycetes, Saccharomycetales, Saccharomycetaceae.